Messenger RNA from Pseudophryne corroboree (corroboree frog), 1636 nucleotides. RefSeq names its product solute carrier family 18 member B1 (gene SLC18B1). The transcript has 14 exons. The record is from RefSeq and is a predicted model, not a curated record. NCBI's taxonomy places the organism in Eukaryota, Metazoa, Chordata, Amphibia, Anura, Myobatrachidae. Gene Ontology annotation, molecular function: transmembrane transporter activity. Gene Ontology annotation, biological process: transmembrane transport. The coding region runs from base 136 to 1485 and encodes 449 amino acids.
AUGUGACUCGGACUCAAUGAAUGUUGAGAUCACAAGGACAGGACUGGGAGGGCCGCCGUGUGGGGCAGGCAUUGCAGCCGCUGCUGCUCACAUAACUGCAGCCGAGCACGAAGAGACAGCGCACGAAAACAUAACAUGCCUGAAAAUAGUGACAACGCUGACAAUGAGCCUGCAAAUAAUACCAGCAAUGCCAGAAAACUAUCCAGAAACCAGAUAUUAACACUAAUUUCAACUGCGUCACUUAACUUUAGCUCCAUGAUCUGUUAUUCCAUUUUGGGACCCUUCUUUCCUCAAGAGGCUGUAAAGAAAGGCGUUAGUAACACAGUGAUUGGUCUCAUAUUUGGGUGUUUUGCCUUAUUUAAUUUUUUAAGCUGUUUAAUACUAGGAAAAUAUAUUGUGCAGUUAGGAGCAAAGUAUAUGUUCGUAACUGGUCUGUUAAUAUCGGGAGUUGUCACAAUUCUUUUUGGAUUGCUAGACAAAGCUCCUGAUGGACCAAUAUUCAUAGUUAUGUGUUUUCUGGUGAGAUCGGUGGAUGCAAUUGGGUUUGGCGCUUCAAUUACAGCAUCAUUUUCUAUAUUGGCAAAUGCUUUCCCAAAUAAUAUAGCCACUGCAAUGGGAUGUCUUGAAAUUUUCACUGGACUAGGCCUUGUCUUGGGUCCGCCAAUAGGGGGACUUCUGUACCAAACAUUUGGCUAUGAAGUGCCUUUUAUUACACUUGGCUGUUUUGUUCUAUUACUGGUGCCACUAAAUAUUAUUAUCUUGCCACAAUAUGAUUCUGUACCUGGUAAAGACACCUUCUGGAAACUAAUCAUGCUGCCAAAGAUCAUGAUAAUGUGUUUUACUAUAUUUUCACUGAGCUCAUGUUUAGGAUUUUUGGACCCAACAAUGUCACUGUUUGUUACAGAAAAAUUUCAUUUAAAAGUUGGAUAUGUUGGAUUAGUAUUUCUUGGACUCGCGUUGGCAUAUUCUCUAAGUUCACCACUUCUUGGAGUGAUAAGUGACAAGUUACCAGAUUUGAGAAAGUGGCUUCUCAUCAUUGGCAAUCUAGGAACAGGAGUGUGCUUUGUUAUGUUAGGACCAGUUCCUUUAUUUCAAAUUGAAAGUAAACUCUGGCUGUUUAUUCUUGUUCUGGUUUUGAAUGGACUUUGUAUCGGACUAACUAGUAUACCAGUGUAUCCAGAAAUGCUCAGCUGUGCAUAUGAGAAUGGCUUUGAAGAUGGCCUUAGUACUUUGGGACUCAUAUCUGGACUGUUCAGUGCAAUGUGGUCUACAGGAUCAUUUGUUGGGCCAACACUUGGUGGAUUUCUGAGUGCAAAGUUUAAUUUUCAGUGGGCAGCUGCCAUUCAAGGACUUUUACCCCUGUUGGCGGGUGUGUUGAGUUUAAUAUAUUACAUCUGGGAAGCAAAUACAAGAAAAAAAAGGCCUAGCGUUAAGUCCACGAACAGUGAUGUUCAAGAAAGAGAGCCUUUGCUGAAUGGAGAGUGAUUAGACCUACUGGAACUUUCAGUUUUUCAAUUUGUUUGGUUGACAAUUAAUGUUUUAUUUUGUCAAAAUGACCUCUCUGUAAAGUUAUGUAUGUAUACCAGGCCUUUGUACAGAUUGCUUAACUUGUAAAGUAUAUGAUUCUCUGAAGAAA